Endocarpon pusillum Z07020 is the source of this 2274-nucleotide messenger RNA. RefSeq lists its product as uncharacterized. Bases 1 to 2274 code for a protein of 757 amino acids. The transcript has 4 exons. The record is from RefSeq and is a predicted model, not a curated record. Gene Ontology annotation, cellular component: cytoplasm. Gene Ontology annotation, molecular function: oxidoreductase activity. NCBI's taxonomy places the organism in Eukaryota, Fungi, Ascomycota, Eurotiomycetes, Verrucariales, Verrucariaceae.
AUGAGCUUGGAACUGAGGAGAUACUGUGUAGUGGGCGGCAACGCUGUCUCCGCCUUUCUUUCGUGGCGCCUUCAGGCUACAAAUGCCUGCGAUGUGACCCUAGUAUGGAAGAAUGGAUACCAAGCCGUGGCACAAUAUGGAAUAUCGUUUAAGUCACUACGCUUUGGUAAUGAACGGUUUAAGCCUCGACACGUCGUGCAAUCAACCGAUGAAGCUGCCACAAGAGAAGCUGCGUUUGAUUACGUCUUGCUCUGCGUCAAAGCUCUGCCGGAUGUUUAUGAUCUGGCCGCCAUCAUCGAAUCCGUCGUCACUCCUCAACAUACCUGCAUAAUUGUGAAUACAACCAAUACUCUCGGGGUCGAGCAACAUCUGGAGGAAAGAUUCCCCAGCAAUGUGGUCCUUUCACUCGUUUCAGGAGCCGAUCUCAUGCAGUUGGGGGCAAGCGAAUUCGAGCAUGCUGGGAAUACAGAUAUAUGGGUCGGACCAGCAAAUACGAACUCUGCAGUGCCCGGGUCGAUAUCAAAUGAUAUGUCAGAGGCGCUUGCCAUGACUCUCGCUACCGGCCAGGUCAACUGCACUGUAUCCCCGAACAUUCGGCAACAACAAUAUGAACGCAUGAUUGGGCCUAUUGCUUUUCAACCCGCUUCGGUCAUAUUCGAAACCCCCUCAAUCCCUGACCUUUUGGAAAAAGUUGGGGUUCGAGAUCUUGUGUCUGGCGUGAUCGAUGAGCUGCUGCAAAUUGCAUCGAGCCACAAAUGCGAAUUCGCUUCGAAUUUCAAGGAGAAAACCAUGCAGAACAUGCUCACGCUAACCCCAGAGGCGAACACGAUGUUCCAAGAUUUCACAGCCAGGAGACCCAUGGAGAUCGAAACGUAUCUAAGAACUCCACUUAAAUUUGCUGAAAAAGCUGGCAUUCUGGUUCCUCGAUUACAAACUCUAUAUGCCAUACUACAUCAACUGAAUAAGAACAACCAAAGUCGACCUCCUCUUCUCACACCGGCAGCAGCUCAGCCACCACCUCGUGUCACAUCAGCUCCCCCGCCACCAAGACCGCCCAUGAAUGGUCAAGGCCGCGGCGGCAGGAUGUCCUCUGGUAUGGGCGGGCAAAUGCCGCCAUCAUCGAGACGUGGUCCUCCACCUGUCAAUGGCUACCGUGGUCCACCGAAUGGCUACCCUCCUCGGCAGGUGUCACGAAAGCCGUCCUUCGAAGAGAACAACCUAGAUGAGUUCAGCCAUGUCGUUCUGUAUGAUGACAUCCCAGAAGGGGACGUUGCUGCUGCUCCUUAUGAGGAUAUGCCUAAUGGCGGUGCGGGCCAAUCAGCCCUAGAUUUACGCGAGCGAGAGAUAAUGCUGCGACAAAGAGAAUUGAGGCUGAGAGAGCAAGAAAUGGCAAUGAAACGAGGAGGGCGCAGUCGUCGAGCUUCCCAUGCUCGAAGGCGCGAUAUUGAUGAUGACGACGACGACGACGACUAUUUCGAUCCAAUGGAAGGCCGGGGGCUUCCCCUUCCCCAAAUCGACCCUGAUAACUUUGACAUGAUGAGCGUCACCUCAAGGAGAACACGCAAGACACCAAGUCAAGCUCAACUCCGUAAGACCGUUUUCGAAGGGGGUAGUGGAAUGCGGCCCGGGGGAGGUGGAUUCAGUCGCCCUCAUAUGGGCCGUAAUAGCGGCGGUACCCGGUACGAGAAUGUGUCACGGCUGACUGACAACGUGCUGGACAAUCCAAUGAUGAGCUACUCCUCGAACAGGUACGGAGCAGUUGACAGAAAAGAGUUGCACGAGGAAUCUCGGGCAAAUUCAUUGACAGCCGGUCGAAUGCAAGAGCUGGGCCACGGCGGUGGGCCUUAUCCUGGGCCCCCAAGUCGACGAACAAGCCAGUCACCCGGCAACCCCUUCGGUCCGAUGGGUCGUGGCAUGGGCCGUCGCCCAUCACCUCCCGAUGAAAGCCACCACCUGCCCAACGGAAUGCCCAACGGAAUGCCCAACGGAUUACCUAACGGGACAGGUCGACCAUCUCCCCCAGGUGGCUUGAGGGCGCCUGUGCCGAGACAUCCGCCCGGGCAUGGAAAUGAAGCGCAUCCGCAGCAAGUCGAGCAACAGGUCGGAGUGAGCAAACCCUUCCCGCCUCUUAAAGGUCCUAGCAAGAGUCUGACUGGAAGUGCGAGCGCUAGCGCGGGGAGUGGGGAUAGUGGAAGUGCGAAUAUCGACUCCUCCGAACCCUCUGCACACAGCAGCCAAAGCAGCUUCGCUCCUCGACAAGCAGGAGCUCGCUAA